CGACGCGCGGUCACCACCAUCGCCGCGUCCAUCGCCAUCGCCGGUCUCGUCGCGUGCGCGGACGCCAAGCCGAGCAAACCGAUCGCGCGCGCGGUGAAAUCUGACGUCAAGUUCAUCAAGUGUGAAGUGUGCGAACACCUCGCGGACGCCGUGACGCAGGAGUACGCCGCGCUGCGCGAGGAAACGCCGGAGAAGAAACUCACGGAGACGAUGGUGAUCGAAAAGAUUGAAAAAAUGUGCGACCCGAGCGCGAAGGAGGGCGAUUGGAUCAUCACGAAGGACUUGCAAGAGAAGGGCUCGAGGUUGCGCGUGGUGGACAUGGGUAAAGAAAACUACGGAGAGUGCGGAAAGGAGUGUAAGACGAUCGUGAAGGCGUGUGAGGACAUUCUUGGACCGCGGGAUACGGACGUGGGUGAGUUUUUGUACACGUCGAACGCGGGCGACUUGAGAGGGGCGCUGCGCGAGUGGUUGUGCGAGGAGGAGACAAACUCGUGCGGAGGCAAGAUACCGCCGUUGCCGAGCGAUCGGCCGAAGGGAGAGAAGUUCAAGAAGAGAGACAAGAAGGAUGUCGAAAUGGAGCGAUUGAUGGCGGGAAUGAAGGGUAUGCCGGGCAUGGGCGGCGCGCAAAUGUUCAGCCGCGAUCAGAUGAUGGGCGGCAUGGGCAUGGGCGGCGACGACGACGACGACGACGACGACGAG
Messenger RNA from Ostreococcus lucimarinus CCE9901, 699 nucleotides. RefSeq lists its product with no specific name. The transcript has a single exon. Lineage: Eukaryota; Viridiplantae; Chlorophyta; Mamiellophyceae; Mamiellales; Bathycoccaceae. The annotation marks the transcript as partial. The record is from RefSeq and is a predicted model, not a curated record.